Nicrophorus vespilloides is the source of this 3140-nucleotide messenger RNA. It is a transcript of the gene REPTOR, whose product is annotated as protein CREBRF homolog. Gene Ontology annotation, biological process: response to unfolded protein; regulation of transcription by RNA polymerase II. Bases 1300 to 3018 code for a protein of 572 amino acids. The record is from RefSeq and is a predicted model, not a curated record. Gene Ontology annotation, cellular component: nucleus. Gene Ontology annotation, molecular function: DNA-binding transcription factor activity, RNA polymerase II-specific; RNA polymerase II transcription regulatory region sequence-specific DNA binding. The transcript has 5 exons. NCBI's taxonomy places the organism in Eukaryota, Metazoa, Arthropoda, Insecta, Coleoptera, Silphidae.
ACAUGUGUGAAUACGAUGGUGGUAUAGCGGAGUGUUCUGAAUAUUCGAUUGUUAGGCUGACUCAGAUGGCGCCCAUUUCGCUCGAUCACGUGCUCUUGUUUGCAUCCAUGAAGGCCAAAACGCGCACCAACACAUGAAAACAGCGCUGACGUUUUUAUCUCGCGCUGACGUCAGGGUCGUGAGGAGGGACCUAGAAAAGAAGAGAGCGAGAGAGAAAGAAACAAUAACAACACAACUGGCACGCAUGGUGGAAUGUGCAGAAUAACUUUGUUCAGUGCUCUUUCAGAAACAUACGUUGGCGCGCGCGUGCCUACCACAAAAUCCUGAAUGUUUGAAGCACCGCAAAUAGAGAAAGAAGAACAUCAAUAGCAUCCAUAGAGUGCUGUAGUACAUGUGUUAAUAAAACCAAAACAACAACAGCAACUUCGAAGGCACGUUAUCUAAAAAUAAAGUAGUAUAUACGAGGAGUGUGUGCGUGUUGUUCUGCGCUCGGACUCGGGAGAGUUGACGUUGCAAUUUUCAUUAAAAUCCUGUACUUGUUUGUGUUUACAUCUAAGACGAGGGCUCCGAUUGGCGGCCACACGAAAUCGACGGUCGACGAUUGGUCGUCGCCGCCACUUUUAUUGAAUGUAUAUUCAUGUGACCUUUAGCUGAAAAACCUGGCGGCCGUGUGAUCCGAGGGGGCCCCUCUCCGACAGUAGUCACACUUUUUCCCGACAUCUCAGCGCGCGAAGACCUCCUUCGAUUGCGACAACCAUACGCACGGAUAAGAAACAAAGAGUGCGAUAGUUCCGGUUUCCGGGAUCGACAAGUGCACGAGACUAUCAGAUGUGAUUGUGCUUCUUGCUGCUACUGCCGUGUUGUUAGUUUGUUGUUUACUCUGCAUCCUUGUCUCUCCAUCGCGCAGCAAGCAUCUCUAUCGCUACUCCUUCUCUUCCACCUCAACCGCGUCGAGAGCGCGUUGUUGUUGUUGUUUGGCGAGCGUGAGUCACACGAUCCUCGCGAUAAACAAGCAUGGUGGCUUCGAUCCGUGCGCGUCUCCCAUCAUCAAAAUAAACAACACGUUCGAAAAAGAAGAUUCCUUUCGUGAAUCCCGAGGUGACAACCGCAAAACUGAACGUUAGCGGCACGAACAAGUGCUUCGCUCGACCGUAAACAAGAACAUUUUCGUAGUGGACAAAGUUCGUUCGCAUUAUCUAUUCCUCGCAACUCAACGGGAUAAAUAAAACGUAUACCAACCAACACACAUUCUCGCACACUAUUCAAAUAAAGAAAACAAGACGCAAUCUUUCGAUUACGAUGGCCGAUUAUUAUUUGGAUCCGGGAAUAAGCGUAAAACAGGAGCCGACCACAGAGAGCAGCAACAGUGUUGUUAAUAUAUCGGCGAGCGUUCCGAUCCCAGUGAAACGUCUGGAUAUGAACGAUUACAGGGAUUUGAGCUUCGAUUUGGAUAGUUCGCAGUCUCCCAACUUUCAGGACAUCUUCGGAACCGGCAAUGCUGGUACCUGCAUGAUGUGGAGCAAUAAAAUUACUGAUAUGGAUAUGAGUAAACCGGAGAUCGUUCAGAUGGACGAUGAGGACAUCUUCCAGGUGGAUAGAUCAGAUAUGAUCGAAGGACCGACGCUUGCUGAGCUGAACGCUAACGCCGAAACUCUGCUCGCCGAUCUGAAUUUCGAUGAUCUGUUGCUACCGGAAGAGACAUAUUUCAACGCACUAAACGACAGUCAGAUUAACCAAAGCAAAUUCAAUUCCUCAUCGCCCUUCGCACCAAUCAACAAUAACAACAACACGCAUUUCAACAACAACUCGAACCAAUUUGCCACCUCGUGUCCUCAGCCCAGUGGAUUGAAUUUCUACAAGGAUUACGAGAGCUACGAUAGCUUCAAUAAGAAUGCAGCAUUUUCCCCGGGCAGUUCAAAUUCGUCUAUUUUGUAUCAUACCGCUCCUUCUCCGGCGACUCCCCCGAAUUCGUUGCGACAGAAGCACACUACCCUCCAUGAACUUCUCAAGAAAGAGAAUUAUGUUUCUCCGGAUCGUUCCGUUCCCGGCCCAAGCAGUCCAGUGAUCAACCAUGGAAGCCCCAUGAAAAUACAGCGUGGUGCAAACUCUCGACUGUCCACCUCAGCCCCAACCCAUUUAGGGCUGGACCAGCUGUGGCAGAUGAGGGAACCCAGGAAGCACCUCCUUUCGACGGGUUCCUUGGUAGAAGCGGGAUCGACGUCUUCUCUUUCCACAGGAGGCGUCCUCAGCCCUGAAGCCCAAGAUUUCAGUUAUGAUGAGUUCGACAGUGACGAAGACAGCGAUCAUUAUGAAGACUUCUCUUCAGACAAUGGAGAUUCGGACGAUGACGAUGAGCAUGGCGGCACGACGAGAGGUUCAUCGGCCAGCAAGAAGGAACGAUUCUUCUGGCAGUACAACGUACAAGCCAAAGGACCCAAAGGACAACGGAUGCUCCUGAAGACCAAGACGGAAAAUCCUCACGUCCUCAACGAGAUCACCGAUCCCGUCUUCAGCCCUGAUUGCGCGGUGCGCGGUAUAAAGCACAGCGGGAAGGCGAGGAAAGGGGACGGCAACGAUCUCACGCCGAAUCCUAGGAAAUUGUAUAACAUUGGGAAGGAAUUGGAUAAACUUGGUAAGGUCAUCAACGACAUGACACCGGUCAGCGAGCUGCCGUUCAACGUGCGACCGAAGACCAGGAAGGAGAAGAACAAAUUGGCGUCGAGGGCUUGCAGACUCAAGAAGAAAGCUCAGCACGAAGCCAACAAGAUCAAAUUACAGGGACUCGAAACCGAACACAAAAAACUGAUGAGCGGAAUUAACCAGGCGAAACACGUGGUCGCCAUCAAACUGAAGCAAGUUCAAAAGGAGAAACAGGAGGAGUUGAAUGGCCAAAUGGAUAAAAUUUACAAAGGCGCAACCAAAACUAGGAUUGCUGGACAAACCACCGAGUAUGUGAACAAGAUGCUCGAAAAGGUCAAAAGCGGAGGGAUACAGAUAACGAUGGACGACUACAUGUAGUCCAUAUUUCCAAGAAGAAGUAAAAAUAAAAACCUCAACGGUGCGGCAAGAAUCUCCUCUACAAAGAAUUUCGUACUUCAGAUAAGUUAAGAGUGGAAGGGAGAAGAAAGGAAACAAACAAA